Molecule: messenger RNA, 741 nt
Organism: Colletotrichum abscissum
Lineage: Eukaryota; Fungi; Ascomycota; Sordariomycetes; Glomerellales; Glomerellaceae
Product: GDSL-like Lipase/Acylhydrolase
Exons: 4
Coding region: 1-741 (246 amino acids)
Molecular function (GO): phosphatidylcholine lysophospholipase A1 activity
Source: RefSeq, a predicted model, not a curated record
AUGUCAAAGGACAAGACCCUCCGCAUCUUUUGCUUCGGCGACUCGCUGACGGCCGGAUACUCGUCCUACGGGGCCGUCUACCACCCCUACUCCAUCGCCCUCACAAAGCUGCUCGCAGUGUACCUGUCCGACACGCAAAUCGUGGCGACGGACAACGGCAUGCCCGGGGAUGUCGUUUCGCAGGGAGCCUUUGCGCAGCGUUUUGACAGCGAGAUGAGCCAAGCACAAUACGACUGGGCAAUCAUACUGGGAGGCACAAACGACCUUGCAUUUAACGUGCCGCCAGAUAGGAUAUUUGACUCACUCCGGGGAGUAUACGACUCCGCCAUUGCCAAGGGUAGCAAGGUUCUUGCCUUGACAGUCCCCGAAUGUGCAACCAAGAGUGAGAAGCUGGAUGCCCGCCGGCGACAGCUCAACAACGCUAUCCUCACCCAUCAAUCACCAAAUUACCACGCCUUCGAUCUUAAUCCGAGGAUCCCAUUCCACGCCCUCACCGAUCGGGAGUGCAAAAGAUACUGGGACGACGGCCUGCACCUGACACCAGCGGGCUACGACUGGAUGGGCACGCACAUUGCCGAAGCCCUCCGCGACGUUGUAGAGCUCGAGCGCAAUCCUCAGUCCAAGAGAGCGCGUAGGGCGCGGCGCAACGCCGAGGAGCAAAUCUCCUUUGACGAGGAGGACGGCGAUCCACACUCGCUCAGCGAGGGUUAUGUGGUCGUGCGGAUGAGAGACUUGAACUAG